Molecule: messenger RNA, 2134 nt
Organism: Polyodon spathula (Mississippi paddlefish)
Lineage: Eukaryota; Metazoa; Chordata; Actinopteri; Acipenseriformes; Polyodontidae
Gene: tmem87a
Exons: 20
Coding region: 103-1845 (580 amino acids)
Biological process (GO): retrograde transport, endosome to Golgi
Cellular component (GO): Golgi apparatus; membrane
Source: RefSeq, a predicted model, not a curated record
AUCCUGUGCGAGUCGGACGGCCCGCGUCAUCACCCGGCUCCUCGGCUGGCCCGUGACGUCACGGCAGCGCUGGCUCUGCAGUUUUGUCGCUUCCUUGCAGAAAUGGCGAUGCUGGGAGGGAUCGUGUCUCUGUUUUUAAUAACAUUAUUGGUUUUUUUCCACGUUGUCCUGCAGGUACAGGCGGUUUCACAGCCGGGGAAAUGGAUUCUGAGCGCUGACAGCAAACAUAACCGUGAACAGAACAAAUUCGUGUUCACAAAGACGUUAUUCAAAGACUCGACUAUCUUCAUGCAAUGGAGGAGUGAAGACUGCAAGCAUCCAGUUAAUCUCUCAAUAUCCUGGUACCUGCGAAGCUCACGCUGCUAUGAUGAAGUCUUCGGACUGGAUAAUUCUGAACUCGAAAAUUACUUCAUGUUGGACACAGAAGUGAGAGAGGGUGGAACUGGGUUUUUCAUUUUCCAUAAGUACGACCCUGUAGAGUGUGGCCAACGUGUGCACGAGCUUGCUGUGAAAUCCUUCGAUGUGCCGAUAAAGAUUAUGAAGUUUGAAAGCGCGGCUUCUGAGAAACCGACUGUGGGCAAGAAUGCGACAACAAAGGCAGAGGAUGAAGAGGUUCAGGAGAUGACUGCGAUGACGUCGUCUGCUGUGCCUCCCUACGCGGUUGCCAGGACUUGGGAAGAUGGGCCUUACAUGUUCAUCGUUCAGAUUGAGGAGACUGGCAGCAACCCUGACAAGUACCACGGCUCAGAGCCCAGGGGCAGCUCCGAGGAGGGCAAAGAGUGGAAACUGGAGUUAGAAAUCAGGAUGCUUGGUCCGUACCAAUACCUCUCGGCAUCUGAAUGGCCUCUAAUGUGUUUCUACAUGGUGAUGUGCAUCAUCUACGUGCUGCUGGGGGUGCUGUGGCUGGUCCUCUCUGCCUGCUACUGGAGAGACCUGCUGCGCAUCCAGUUCUGGAUCGGCGGGGUCCUGUUUCUGGGCAUGCUGGAGAAGGCUGUGUACUACGCAGAGUUCCAGAGUAUCCGCUACGACGGUCUGUCUGUGCAAGGGGCUGUGAUUUUUGCUGAAAUUCUCUCUGCUGUGAAGAGGACUCUGGCCCGCGUGUUAGUCAUCAUUGCCAGUCUGGGAUACGGCAUCGUUAAGCCAAGACUGGGGGCUCUUCUGCACAGAGUCGUGGGGGUUGGUUUGGUCUACCUGAUCUUCUCGGUAGUGGAGGGGGUCCUUCGGGUGAAUUCGGAGCAAGGAGCGACAGGCAGGCUGCUGUGUGACAUUGUGCUUGCCUUGACUGACUCCUGUAUUGUGUGGUGGGUCUUCAUCAGCCUUGCACAGACCAUGAAGCUGUUGAGACUUCGGAGGAACCUGGUGAAGCUGUCCCUCUACCGUCACUUCACCAACACGUUGAUAUUCACCAUCAUCGCUUCUGUGAUAUUUAUCAUCUGGAUGUCCAAGACCUUUAAAUUUUCCAAGUGCCAGUCGGACUGGAGGGAGCUGUGGCUUGACGAUGCUUUCUGGAGGUUUCUCUUCUCCAUCGUUCUGCUGGUCAUCAUGUUCCUGUGGAGACCUUCCGUCAACAGCCAGAGAUACGCUUUCACUCCCCUAAUUGACGAGAUGAGCGACGAGGAAAAAGAAGAGAUGAGGAACGAAGCUUUCGAGGGAAUGAAGAUAAGAGGAAUGAAAACAGAGACCAACGGAUCAGCCAAAGCCAGCAAAGUGGUAGGGGACUUUUUGGAUGAAGAUCUGAAGUGGGUGGAGGAGAACAUCCCAUCUUCCAUCGCAGAUAUGGCGCCUUUACUGGACUCGGAUGAGGAGAACAUAACAACCCAAUUUGAGAUUUCCAAGAUGGAAUAAAGACCGUUUGACAGUGUUUGUUGUAAAUAGUUGUGUAUAAUUGUUCCUUUUUCUGGCAGGUUUUUGAUUUUAUUUCAAAUGUGUAUGCUGCGUGACGGGAAUCCUGCUUGUAAAAGAACGGACACACACAAAAAACAGAGGGGUUGGGAAGGGGUGGUGGAGAUCUUUUUAUUUAUAUUUUCUUUAAAAAAAAAAUAUUCUGUUUUGGUUUUCAGACACCGUUACUGCAAAUGUACUGUUUACAUAUCUGGGAUUGGAGAACAAAAUAAAUUAAUACCAUCCAAAUGUC